AUGGCCUCGCCCAAAUCUCAUCAUGCACUCAUCCUAGGGGCUUCCGGGCUCAUCGGCUGGGCCGCCGUGAACCAGCUACUAUCCAACUACCCGCACACGGGCAUGGUCACCAAGGUCACCGCACUCACCAAUAGGCCCAUCAACCUUGAUGAAUCUGGCUGGCCAGCUGAUGAUUCAUACAAAGGCCGGCCGACACUUCAAUUGGUUUCCGGUAUUGAUCUCAAGGGCGCAAGCUCUGAGGACGAGCUUACCGGGGCUCAAGAGCUAUCAAGAGCUUUUGCAGAGCGAGUCGACGAUGUACAAACUGUCACCCACGUGUAUUACUUUGUAUUCACAUCAAUCGAGGACCCUAUUGAAGAGGUGGCAGUCAACAAGCGAAUGCUUGAGAACGUCAUUGGCGCAUUGGAGAUUCUAAAUGCUCCAUUGAAGUUUGUUGUCUUUCCUGGUGGAACGAGGGGCUACGGUAUAUAUACACCAGGUGGCAUGUUUACGCCGCCUUUGCAAGAAGACAUGGUCGGAAACUUGUCGCCAGAAUACGCCAAGACCGUUGUCUAUCCCGUAUAUCGCCAACUACUGGCCAAGGCAUGUGAGAGCAAGACUUGGACUUGGUGCGAAAUAUGCCCAGACGCAAUUAUUGGCUUUACACCGAAUGGCUCGCAGUUUUCUCUUGCUCUUCACUGGGCGCAAUACCUUUCACUAUAUGCGUAUAAUCAUGGAAUCCUACCUGGAGACGGAGAAGCGUCGCAUACCAAAAUCACAGUACCUUUUCCCGGCGUUGACGCAGCCUACAACUCCAAAUUCACGCCAGUGUCUGCAAAAACACUCUCCCGCUUUGCGAUCUAUGCCUCGAUCAACCCAGACGCCUGUGGCGGUGGCCGCUUGUUCAACGUAGGGGACAGCGCGACGCCGGCCACUUUCGGAGAAAUAUGGCCGAGGCUGGCAGCAUGGUUUGGGAUGGAAGGCGGACCGCCCGUGACUUCUUCUGGAGAAUCGUCUGUCGAGGUAGAGGCUCGGUUGAUGCCCGGCCAGUACAUAGCCAAGUACCAAGGCUUGUUUGAUCAAAACGGACUCUCUAGGGCUGUAAAGGCCGGAGUGGGCGCUGGCAGCUCACAGCUGGACAGCGUGGGAACUUGGCUGACAUUCGACCGGCAACUGAGCCUGGAGAGCCUCAGAGAGACUGGUUUCAAUGAGGAGAAGGACCCAAUCGAGGGCUGGCUGGAGGCUUUCGAAGCUUUCAGGAGAGCGGGUUUGAUCUUUUGA
Molecule: messenger RNA, 1260 nt
Organism: Pestalotiopsis fici W106-1
Lineage: Eukaryota; Fungi; Ascomycota; Sordariomycetes; Amphisphaeriales; Sporocadaceae
Exons: 4
Coding region: 1-1260 (419 amino acids)
Source: RefSeq, a predicted model, not a curated record